UUUGAUGUGUCAAAAAUGGCACUAAUUUGUUAUUUCUUUUUAGACGACAGAUUUGGGACUGACAGUUGGGAGACAGCCCAACAAAAUUUGAGAUCUGGUUCCGAAAGAGAAAAGAGAGCACCCACUCCUGAAAUCAAAGCUGCCUGGGUGACUGAUAUUAGAAAAAUACUUCUCAGGCAGGCCUGCAUGAAUAAAGCGAAUCGCCAGGCAGAGAAUCAGUCUAUGGGAAUAGGGAACAAGCCAUGCCUUGAUAUAAGACCUAGUGAAGAUCAAAUAAGCGAUUUUUCUAUUAGUAUACAACAACUCACAAGAGCCCUUCGAUAUCGGGGAUCAGGCACUUUUGAGUCUAGGAAAGACAGGAAUUCGAUGAUCUCAGUCUGCUCUUCCUCCUCGUCCAGCAGCAGCAGCCAGUCGUCUCCCUUCCCUUUCUUUGGAACACUCAACCUCGGAUUUGAACCCGGUGAUAGCCCUCAACCCCUGCAAAGAUCUCUCACCCAACAGUCUCAAUGUUCAACAGAGAGUGGUUUUUAUACGGACAUGAGUACGGCAGGAGACUCUCCAGAAGCGGAUCCGCCCCGUCACAAGCGAGCCGAAAGAAGCGACAGCCUGCUCUCUAGCGACUCCCUCGCAACAAAUAUGUCACCCACUGAAAGUCUAAAUAACCACUCUUUAGAAGAGAGUCUCACAACUUCCAUGUGAAAGAGUGUCAUUUUUAUUUAUUUAUUUUUGAUGAAGAUGAAGGACGCGUUGUGUGCCAUAUACU
Molecule: messenger RNA, 763 nt
Organism: Parasteatoda tepidariorum (common house spider)
Lineage: Eukaryota; Metazoa; Arthropoda; Arachnida; Araneae; Theridiidae
Source: RefSeq, a predicted model, not a curated record